AUGAAGAUCCUUUCAAUCGCAAUUAUAUCUAAACUUGCUGUCAUCGUGACUGCUGCAGAUUGUGGCUGUACUCCCACUACUAAUGAUCUUGCAAUGAAAUAUGGGCCACCAAACAACAACUGCGCAUUCCUUUCAGGGCAUCCCCAGGAUAAAUACUACUGCGUGCGUAUCUCAUUUCAAUAG
Messenger RNA from Bipolaris zeicola 26-R-13, 183 nucleotides. RefSeq lists its product as uncharacterized. The transcript has 2 exons. Lineage: Eukaryota; Fungi; Ascomycota; Dothideomycetes; Pleosporales; Pleosporaceae. The coding region runs from base 1 to 183 and encodes 60 amino acids. The record is from RefSeq and is a predicted model, not a curated record.